Molecule: messenger RNA, 684 nt
Organism: Prorocentrum cordatum
Lineage: Eukaryota; Dinophyceae; Prorocentrales; Prorocentraceae
Source: the annotation of a GenBank genome assembly
AUGCCCGAGAAUGUCCUGCGGAUCAGCGGCGAGGGCGCGGAGAUCCCCAUGCACCGGCAUCCGACGGGACAUCGUUCAGUCGAUCUCACCCAGCUUCCCCCAGAGAAGUUCAAGAUCGACCAGUCAGUGGCCGACCAGCUGCUGGGCCCCAUCUUCUGGGGCCGACAGCGCAAUUCGGACCAGGCGAACGCCACUGCCGAGGACAAGCCGAAGGAGACGACGGCGCCGAAGACGGAGGUCCACAGCAGCGGGACCGCCGCGGGCGAGACGCCGUCGGCGGGGGCCUCCGGCGGCAACCGCUUCGAGAAGUCGGUGCAGCAGUCGGGGCAGAUCAAGGCCGCCGUGGGGAAGGUCAAGGACAAGGUCGAGCUCACCAGGCAGGCCGCGGUGAAGGUGAAGCAGGGCUUCGAGGACUACAAGGGGAAGGUCGUCGAGAUGAAGAACCAGCUGGCCGAGGUUGACAAGCAGCAGCACGAGUACCACGAGAAGCUGCUGGGCCACUUCGACGGGGAGGAGUCCGACCGCAUGAGCGCCUUUGACAACGCCCCCUCGCUGGAGUCGGAGGGCUCUUCGAAUGCAACCGCGGCAGCGUCGGGCCUCCUCCAGGCCCACGAACGCCUGCAGCCCUCCAAGGAGCACGUGAAGGUGAGCGCCGGCGGCUCCCUCCAUGCAGCGCGCCACUGA